UUAUCAUAAGGAGUGGAUUAUCAAGGGCUCUAGAGCCAGAGCCUUUCAUAAUCUUUUGCAAUCUUUUUCUUCUUCUUUGAGUUUACAUCGAUGCCAAAGAAUAAGAAAACAGAAUGGCAAGUGGGAGAUCCUGCAAUAAGCGUAGUGAGUGGUCAGUUCUGUAAUCCAUACCCUAUGGAUCUAAUGGUGAAGAGGAAAGUUCAGAAUUUCUCAAAAGAUCAUUACCAAGUGUUUGAUCCAAGUGGGAAUCUACUCCUGCAAAUUGAUGGACAGGCUUUUGGGUUUAACCGUAAAAGGGUUAUGCGUGAUCCUGCUGGUUUCACAAUCCUCACAAUGCGCCAAAAGGGGAUUACGUUGAAGAAUAAAUGGGAGGUGCAUGGAGGAGAGAGCAAAGAGAAAGAAGACUUGUUGUUCACGGCACAGCAAUCUUUAGCGGUGUCUUUGAAAACAUCUUUGGAUGUUUUCUUGGCUGAGAAUAAUAAUGUCAAGAAGGGCAGUACUUGUGAUUUUCAUGCUUCUGGUGGAUACUCGAAUAUUUCAUUCAAAGUUUUCAAAUCGGAUGCUCUCAUUGCAGGGGUGACACAUAAGUUUACAUGGGGAAGUUUCUGCAAAGGAAAAUAUAAUUUCAGGGUGAGAGUGAAUCCAGAGGUGGAUUAUGCUUUUAUCAUUGCUUUGCUUGUUAUGGUUGAUGACAAUGAGAAUUGGUGUUAG
Molecule: messenger RNA, 711 nt
Organism: Brassica napus (rape)
Lineage: Eukaryota; Viridiplantae; Streptophyta; Magnoliopsida; Brassicales; Brassicaceae
Product: protein LURP-one-related 14-like
Exons: 3
Coding region: 91-711 (206 amino acids)
Source: RefSeq, a predicted model, not a curated record